AUGGUAAACACGACGGACAAUUUAUACAACAUGAAGCUAUCAUUAGGCACUUCAUCAAGUGGUAAAGAGAAUUUGCCUCCAAAAAGGAUAACACACCCAAGCAAGUGGCUCUCCUCACCAUAUGAUCACAAUGAGAGAGGACCUCUUCAGCCACAUGAGAUAGAGCUACACAGGGGCAUAGUGGCACUAAGCAAAGUUGAACCUCACAGAAGCAAAGUGGUUGUGUUGAUUGACAAAACAACCCUUUUCCUUGGACAACUUGGUGAUUCAUUUGGUGCGACUAGUCACGUCGAAGCAUAUGUUUUCAACGUUUUUUGUCAGAUGCUCUUUCGAGAGAAUCAUCCAAGGAGAUCAAAAACACACUACUUCUUCACUACACUAGGUGAUUAUUUUCUUGAAAAUUGGAAAUCUGAAGAAGGAAGGAGGGAAAUGAAGAGAAAAGCACUUAGAAACUUCAAUGGAGCUGGGAAAGCAUUGCCUCUACACGAAAGUGAUCGUAUAAACAAUUUCAUAAAAACAUGGGAAGAUUCCAAUCUGAGAGGAAUGGGUUUCACAAAGUUUGGUGUAGAGUACCCAAACAUGCCAAAGCAAAUAGGAAGCGAUGCUUGUGGGAUUUUUGCUCUUAACUGGAUGCAAACGUGGGCUUCGCGAAAUCCUCUGCAGCGACAGUUCACGAUGAACGACGUAGUAGACGCAAGGGUCAGAUUUGCUGUUGACAUUCUGUUUAGUAUUCACAACACAUAG
This is a messenger RNA of Triticum turgidum subsp. durum (durum wheat), 744 nucleotides long. Lineage: Eukaryota; Viridiplantae; Streptophyta; Magnoliopsida; Poales; Poaceae. The record is from the annotation of a GenBank genome assembly.